This is a messenger RNA of Ylistrum balloti, 1056 nucleotides long. RefSeq lists its product as uncharacterized. The record is from RefSeq and is a predicted model, not a curated record. The transcript has a single exon. NCBI's taxonomy places the organism in Eukaryota, Metazoa, Mollusca, Bivalvia, Pectinida, Pectinidae. Bases 1 to 1056 code for a protein of 351 amino acids.
AUGAAUAGUAUAAAGAAGAGAUGCAGAGAAGAACUUAAAGCCGUACCCGCCAUCUACGACGAAGAAAUCGCCCACUUACAGACAUUAGAUUGGACAGAUGACAAACGACGAAUGGUGGAACAGAUACCAACUUAUCCCUCCUGCAAGACAUCCCUCUACCACAGCAGAGCGAAGCUAUUACCCAAACUACCGACUUCAGUGGCAAAUAUCACACUAGAGAACGAAUGGACGCUCACCAACACAGGGGACCAGUUUGUACUAUUCGAUGACAACAGAGACAACUCGAGGAUUUUAGCCUUUGCCACUACCAGUAACCUAGAGAUCCUGUCAACAGCUACCACUCUGUAUUGCGAAGGAACAUUCUACACUUGUCCGAGGUUCUCCAGUCAACUAUACACCAUCCAUGCCAUGAUAGACAACCAGAUGUACCCACUUGUAUUUACACUCUUACCAGGGAAGUCACAGCUCAUCUACACCAGGUUCUUGGAGAAAGGGUGCUUCUUCCACUUCACGCAGUGCAUUUGGAGAAAGACGCAACAACUCGGACUCCAGACCUACUAUAGAGACAACGAGGAUAUCCACAGACUUGUUAGACGUGCAGCUGUUCUCCCACUUAUACCUCCACAACGCAUUGAGAACUACUGGUUCAACGCAAUGGAUGACCUUGAAGAUGUCGACCUACCAGUGGAUACAACACCAUUCACCGACUAUGUCACAACCCAAUGGAUAGAAAGAGACCGACAUGUUUGGAACCACUUCGACAACGACGGGCCGAGGACUACCAACAAUCUUGAAGGAUGGCACAGCAAACUCAAGAAGAGGAUUCCACAUGCGCACCCAAACAUCUAUCUGUUCAUCCGUGUACUGAAAGACAUCCAAGCUGCCAAUGACAUCAACCGGAUUCAACGUGCAGCUGGAGGUUUACCUGUGCCAAAGAGACGACGCUAUCGGAACCUGGCUGACCGCCUGAUCCAAUUGAAGACUCUCCUACAGAACGACGAGAUCAACUUCAUCAAUUAUGGAGACAGAGCCACAUAUCUAUUGCAUAUGGAGUGA